This is a messenger RNA of Ceratitis capitata (Mediterranean fruit fly), 2217 nucleotides long. RefSeq names its product JNK-interacting protein 1 (gene Aplip1). Gene Ontology annotation, biological process: regulation of JNK cascade. The transcript is spliced from 5 exons. Bases 372 to 1946 code for a protein of 524 amino acids. The record is from RefSeq and is a predicted model, not a curated record. Lineage: Eukaryota; Metazoa; Arthropoda; Insecta; Diptera; Tephritidae. Gene Ontology annotation, molecular function: protein binding. Gene Ontology annotation, cellular component: cytoplasm.
GUACUCGCAGUGAAGCCAAAUCAGCCGAGCGUCAAACCAACAAAAGCGAAAAGGAAAUUAUCGAUCGAAGAGUGAAAAAGUCAUUCGACGCCUGAUUUGCUUUGGCAAAGAGGGCAUACAAAACGUUUUAUUUUUCGCAAAGUUUUUGCGUAAACCCUACAAUUAUUCUAAAAUAUAAAUGUUCAAAAGUAUAGCCAAUCGAAAGUACAACGAUUAGUGAGUGUACUGCAAAAGCUGGUGUGUUGUAUUCGUGCGUUUUUGAAGUGUAAAAUAUUUGGUUAUUGAAGUGCUUCUCACUCGAGAGACACGCACACACACCAGCCUCAAAAACUUCAUUGAAUUCAUAAUCAGAACCAGUGUCGCGAAACAACAUGGCUGACAGCGAAUUCGAGGAGUUCCACAGGCCCAUCUUUGAGCCACAUCAGAUCCAGACGUAUAUGACCAGUGGCCAAAAGAAGAAUAAUGCUCAUACAUUCUAUUCACUCAUACCCAAUGACGAUCUGGAGGACUCACCAUCUUCGAAAAGUGAUGCAUCCGAUCAAGAAGAUGCCGGGGGUGGAGAACUUUGCUGUGAAUCAACGAAGAUACAACGUCAAGUGGAAGAUGAUGAGAUUGGCGAUGGUCUCAAAGUGGUCUCACUCUCAUCCGAUGGCUCGUUGGACACCAAUGACUCUUUCAAUUCACAUCGCCAUCAUCCGUUGAACCAUCAGGAUGCUAUUGGUGGUCUGGUGGGUAUUGGUGCUAGUGCAGGCAGUGGACAUACAAACGGCACUGAUUCUCUUGGUGUGGGCUCGCAAUUGCUGCUUUCUCCAAAUACAGCUGCUGCAAUUGGUGCUAGUCAACAGCAACAACAACGACGUAGACGAAAAUUACCGGAAAUACCGAAAAAUAAGAAAUCUUCCAUUCUACAUCUUUUAGGUGGUGGAUAUGGUCAAAUAACAUUGGCCGAUGAGAUGAACAAUGGGCGCAAUCAAUUGAAUGACAACAAUAAUGCCAAUCUUAUCACCGGCAAUACAAUUAUUGGCACGAAUACUACGAACAGUUUGAGUGGUGGCGGUGCGGUACGAAAUAAUCAACGCUCAUUUCUAACACUCAAAUGUGGUUAUCUAUUAGAUGAGGACUCCAGUCCCGAUUCGGAGCGCUUACAGAGUUUGGGCGAUGUGGAUAGUGGUCAUAGUACUGCACAUUCACCAAACGAUUUCAAAAGUAUGUCACCACAAAUAACUUCCCCCGUUUCGCAAUCACCAUUUCCUCAACCCUUCGGUGGUGUGCCCUUCUCUCAACUCGAAAUGCUCGAAGCUACACAUCGUGGCUUACACAAAUUCAUACCGCGUCAUCAUGAUGAAAUUGAAAUUGAAAUUGGUGAUGCUAUUUACGUACAAAAGGAGGCGGAUGAUCUAUGGUGUGAGGGUGUUAAUUUACGCACGGGCAGACAGGGUAUUUUCCCUUCGGCCUAUGCGGUUGACUUGGAUUAUAAUGAGUUCGAUCCCACGGUGCAACAGGUGAAGAAAGAGCGUUAUUUAUUGGGUUAUUUGGGUUCGGUAGAGACGUUAGCUCACAAGGGUACGGGUGUUGUGUGCCAAGCUGUGCGUAAAAUUGUCGGUGAAUAUGGUAAUUCACCAGCUGGGCAGGUGUGCAUACUGGAAGUGUCGGAUCAGGGUUUGCGCAUGGUAGAUCGUUCGGGACCAAAUAAAAAAGACAAGAAACCCUGCAUCGAUUACUUCUACUCGCUAAAGAAUGUCUCGUUCUGCGCUUUUCAUCCACGUGAUCAUCGCUUCAUUGGCUUUAUAACGAAACAUCCCACGGUACAACGUUUCGCCUGUCAUGUCUUCAAAGGUUCAGAAUCUACGCGGCCCGUAGCCGAGGCUGUUGGUCGUGCAUUUCAACGUUUCUAUCAGAAAUUCAUAGAAACCGCAUAUCCGAUUGAAGACAUUUACAUAGAGUAAGCAAUUGGGCAGAGUUUGGACUGGUUCAUAUAUAGGAUAUGUGCUGUAGUAACUACUGCAUAGUAUGUAGUAGGUAUUGUUAGAGCUGGUUUGUGGUUUACGCUUAUUUUUCCCCUUAAAAACAUAACAUAAAACACGUUAACACAAUUAAAUGGAAACCAAAAACAAAAUGUUGUCUUCAACAAUUUCAAAAUGUGUACGUAAUUAUUCAAGUAUGUAUUCAAGUUCGUGCUUAUUUCAAACAAAAAAAAAAAAACAAAAAACCAAAAAA